AUGGUGGAAUCCACGGUGGUAGGGGGUUUUAUGGGAACUGGAAUCCCCAAGGGGCCCAAGCCAGUGUGGGUAUUGGUGAAACCCCGGGAGGGUCAACCUCUGCUGCAGACGGUGCUUAAACCCGGGCCCCCUUUGGGUCCCAAGCCACUAGUUUCCCCAAACCCGCCCACAGCCCCGUUUCCAUGGGCCCCCCAAUACCUGUUAAAACGACUCAAUUUAAAAAGGAAAGACGAAUCGUAUUUCGCAAGAAGUGAACUGGAAAAGCAGACACAAUACGUGGAAAUUCACGCCGCCGUCUUGGAAUAUCCCGACUGGCAAGGUGAAAGCAUCAAAACCGUGAUUGCGUGUUGCCUUCUUGUGGCCGUUUCCGCCGGUGUAGACCGAAGUAGAAGUGGACAAGGAUCCAACAGAUUCCUUCCUGGAGGCUUGGGUGGCGUCCACGGAGACGGUCUCUUUGGCGGCGGAAUUCAUGGUGUCGGUGUCCAUGGUGGAUUCCACGGUGGUAGUGCUAUUAUCGGAACUGGAAUCUCCAAUGGCCCAAGCCAAUGCAGAUAUUGGUGCAAGACUCCAGAAGGUCAAGCCUACUGCUGCGAGACGGUGCACGAACCAGAGACACCUGUUGGUACCAAGCCACUGGAUUGCCCACAAGUCCGUCCCACAUGCCCACGUUUCCAUGGGCCCCCCAAUACCUGUUCCAACGACUACAAGUGUGCUGGCCUCGAUAAGUGUUGCUUCGACAGGUGUUUGAGAGAACACGUAUGCAAACCUCCCUCAUUUUUCAAUAAUCAUCUCCCUUUUUAAAGGUAGUAACGUCUAAUAAAAAGUCAGUAGUUUUCCGCUUGAUAACGGAAGAUAAGAGAUCUGUGAUGUGUAUAUACCUAUAUGAUAAUAAAUCCUUAUAUGUU
Penaeus monodon (black tiger shrimp) is the source of this 905-nucleotide messenger RNA. RefSeq lists its product as uncharacterized. Lineage: Eukaryota; Metazoa; Arthropoda; Malacostraca; Decapoda; Penaeidae. Gene Ontology annotation, molecular function: peptidase inhibitor activity. Gene Ontology annotation, cellular component: extracellular region. The record is from RefSeq and is a predicted model, not a curated record. Bases 1 to 801 code for a protein of 266 amino acids. The transcript has 3 exons.